Molecule: messenger RNA, 408 nt
Organism: Dovyalis caffra
Lineage: Eukaryota; Viridiplantae; Streptophyta; Magnoliopsida; Malpighiales; Salicaceae
Source: the annotation of a GenBank genome assembly
AUGAACUUAUUUGGAAUCAAUUACAAAAACUUCACAAUUCGACUUGCAGAUGCUGGUGUUCAGAAGGAUGAUUGCUUCUCCAUCCCUCAACAUACUUUAAAAGUAAAUGAGUUCUACACAGACGGUAUUUAUAGUCCAGUUGAAGUGGGCUCUCAAUUAGCUUUCUUAACUUGCGCAAAUCCAAUACAGAGUGCUGUUAACAUUUUGGAUACUUCUUCUUGCAAAAGUGAGAGUACUGGAUUUCAUAAUUCUACGUUUGAUAUUACUUCUCCCAUCUCCCACGAUACGGAAGGUUAUUCCUAUGUCAUUGUUCAUGUUGAAAUGCUGACAGUUCUGGAUAUACCGGACUUAUGCCGAACAUCUGGAGGAGAAUUCUUCAAUCAACUCUUCAGUGACAUGAGAGGUUAA